Clavispora lusitaniae ATCC 42720 is the source of this 687-nucleotide messenger RNA. RefSeq names its product aminoacyl-tRNA hydrolase. Gene Ontology annotation, molecular function: peptidyl-tRNA hydrolase activity. NCBI's taxonomy places the organism in Eukaryota, Fungi, Ascomycota, Pichiomycetes, Serinales, Metschnikowiaceae. The record is from RefSeq and is a predicted model, not a curated record.
AUGUCUUUCCUUCAGAGAUUCCCUUACCUUCAUAAUAGAAGUCUGUGGCAGCGUUGCAGCCGAUUUUUCUCUUCUAAGAGUGCGCUGAGUGUACUUGUUGUUGGAAUUGGGAAUCCUACUCCAACAUAUAAUGGUACUCGGCAUAGUGUGGGCCACUACAUACUAGAUAAGAUGAUAGAAGAGUACUGGACCAACUUUGGAUCUUUCAAGCCAAUGGCGUUGAAUUCUCUGUUUGUUUACAGCAAGUCUCAAACGGCGGAGCUCAGCAAUGUGCUCUUGGCAAAAACAGUCUCGUCGUAUAUGAAUCUCAGCGGAACUCCAGUUUCCAAACUAUGGCAGAAAUACCACCAGCAGAAUUUGAAUUCUCGGCCAGCAAUGGUGGUUUUGCACGACGAGCUACAAGUGCCCCUUGGUAAGAUCCAGAUCCGCCGCAGAAACACCAGCGCCAGAGGCCAUAACGGCUUGCGCUCUAUAGACCAGGCCAUAGGUUCCAAUUACAUCAAGCUCGCGAUAGGUAUCGGCAAGCCGCCGCAAAAAACGCUGGUUCUGGACUUCGUCUUGGCCAAAUUCUCUCCGGUGGAACUUGAAACACUAGCAGAACAGACGAUGCCUAAAGUAGCCAAGGCUAUGGCGGAGUUUGCAAAAGGACAGCAUAUUUACGAGACAUACGACCAUUCAAAAAAAUAA